Molecule: messenger RNA, 951 nt
Organism: Diaporthe amygdali
Lineage: Eukaryota; Fungi; Ascomycota; Sordariomycetes; Diaporthales; Diaporthaceae
Product: mitochondrial genome maintenance protein
Exons: 2
Coding region: 1-951 (316 amino acids)
Biological process (GO): interstrand cross-link repair; recombinational repair
Cellular component (GO): mitochondrial chromosome; mitochondrial nucleoid
Molecular function (GO): single-stranded DNA binding
Source: RefSeq, a predicted model, not a curated record
AUGACACGAAUAAUAUCAUCGGCCAUGCGCCCACUACGGCUCAACGGCAGCCGUGCGAUUCGCUUUCGAGUCUCAGCAGAGCCCGCCCAGGUGCCAUCGUUCGAGGCACGCAGAGCCGCCACCACAUACACGAGGUCAACGGCAGCGCCAGCCUCGAAAACCCCACCGCCACAGACCCCCUACAAGCGAUCCGCGACUACGUCGGCAGCGACGACGACAAAGAGCAGCAACAGCAACUCGACCGCAAAGCCCACCCCCUCUUCCUCAACCGCCAAGAACACCAACACCCCCUUCGCCGAGUCACAGACCAACCCGGCCCCAUCAGCGCCGUACUCGCCGCCGCAAGGCAUGAACUCCAUCCCCGAGGCCCCGACCGCAUUCUCCAGCCCUGUGUUCGCCACGCCCGCGGCGCCCUCGGGCGACAACGGCAUCGACUGGUCGAGCUCCUUCCACGGGCUGUCGACGGUGCCCUUCUCGCCCGAGGUCGCCGCCGUGCUGAUGAAGCCAAUACCCUUCGAGGACGUCGAGAUCAAGCCCGACGGCAUCAUCUACCUGCCCGAGAUCAAGUACCGCCGCAUCCUGAACCAGGCCUUCGGCCCCGGCGGCUGGGGCAUGGCGCCCCGCGGCGAGCUGACGGUCGGCGAGAGGGUUGUCACGAGGGAGUAUGCGCUGCUGGUGCACGGGCGAUUCAUAGCCCAGGCCAGGGGAGAGUGCCAGUAUUUCGCCGACGACGGCAUCGCCACCGCGGGCGAGGGGUGCAAGUCGAACGCGCUGAUGCGCUGCUGCAAGGACCUGGGCAUCGCGUCCGAGCUGUGGGACCCGCGGUACAUCCGCGACUUCAAGAAGAAGUGGGCCCAGGAGAUCUGGGUCGAGCACGUCGUCACCAAGAAGAAGAGGCAGACCUGGGUGCGCAAGGGGGACGACCCCGCGUAUCCCUUCAAGAAGAGCUGA